UCUCAGUUUCCUGCAACCCUCUCCCCAAUAACGCCACAAAUAUUCACUGCGAUACUUUUUGACUUCUUUUGUUCUUUUUCCCCACUGUACCACAGCUCCCUUAUUGUGGACCUUUGGUGACUUUCAUCCCCCGGGGUUGUUGUUUGAAUACAGUUAUGAGUCUGCAUCCUACAGCUAUCGAUAAUGCUACCGUCCAGCAGAUCAUCGCCCUUUUCAAUAGCCUGAGUACACAGUCCGCUCGAAGAGCUGCGUAUUGGGGUAUCCUAGACGAACUGAAUUCACCCGAAUGGGGCGACGUACGCACGCACAUCAAACAACGGACCUUCCAGAAGGACAUCCUGGGCGAGUCCCUUCCUGAGAUCAUCCUCCAGAUUGUGCAGUAUUUGAGCGUCUCCGACCUUUACGUGCUCCAGAGAGUCUCGAGACGGUGGCACUCUCUCCUAUCAUCGGAUUCCACUCGGCGCACCUUAUACCGCUUGUGGACGAACGAGUCCAGUGCCCAUCUUAGAGCAGCCGACUUCACGCGCUACGCCCAACGGAGAAUCCGCUUAGAGCGCGGUCAGCCCGCCGCCUACGAGCCCCGAUCUAUCGUGCUUCACCAUCGGACGUUAGGAGGAGGUCGAGCCGACUUUAAUUCCUAUGACAUUCCCUCGCCCGCCACCCUCGCCUACGCCCACGGACGGUAUGCCUGGCUCAGGCAGCCCGACGUCCUUGUCAUUGACAACAUUCGCAAUUCGACCAGGCAGCAGCUCUGCACAGAAAAUCGCGAUCGCUUUCAGCUGGUGGGCAUUUCGAGUUCUGUGGUGGUAGCAAUUAGCACCCGUGCGUACUGUCAUGUUUGGAGUUUGGGGGCAGAGGAACACGCCUGGUUCCGUAUCCCAUCCUCCAACGUGACCGGCUUUGCCGUCCGCGACAUCACAGUUGCGGUGGCCUACCGCGGUUCUACGCUCACAGAGUCUGGGGAAAGAAUUGACAGAGACUCCGUUGUCUACUGGGAUAUGCGGUCGCGCGCCGCUCACACCAUAGAGAAUGUUCCCCAGGUGGCACUUUUAGAUUUGUAUCCCGCCAAGAAGUCCCUCAUUAUUGUUCAUGUCGAACGGCAGGAGACGUAUCAGGUGUGCGUAAGGAAAUACUCCAUGGACGGCCAAGGACAAGCGUACACCCAGCGCUCCUAUGCAUCACUUAAGAUUCCUCGGGACUGGUCCUUCGAGACGCUAAGCCGGUCGUGGGACAAAUCUCAUCAUCGGUUCGCGGUGUUCUUCGUUCAAUCACCACUAGAUGGGACCGCCACACGAUCUUUUCAGUGGGUGAUAGCAGCUUACGACCCGCAGAUGGAUGAGGUUGCUCUGCAUAAAUUUAAUUGGAACGAUAAGCCCUAUCACUUCUUACGUGCGGCGGUUGUGGACCGCAAUCUGUUGUACUACCUCAGAGAAGAUCACGGCAGCCCAGCCCUUUGGAUCUCCGACUUAUCAGCCCAACCACCCCAUCGAGCAACUCGAGCGAUGUUCGCGAGCUACCAGGAAGCAGGAGGAUUUCUUCUUGGAGAUCGUGAGUUUGUGCUCUUGGCCCACCAGACAGGGAUACAAGUCUGGUUCUUUGACGAUGAUCCCUCGGUCAAGAAAGCUGACUUUGCGGCCGGUCCUCAAGACCUAAUGGUGCCUAGUCGAAACCUGGGGGCAAUGAGCUGACUAUAGCGGGAGAAGAGUCAUCCGUUAAUGGCGGAGAUAUUCUAACCUAUUCUAACGAAGACAUAGACAAAAGAAAUAAACCUAGACAUGGACAAUAUACAGAACCAUCUAUAAGAACUUCCCAGGCGGUCUCACCGAUACCCAUCUCGUGUAUCACCAUUAUGUUUUAACUCGUGCGCAU
Aspergillus saccharolyticus JOP 1030-1 is the source of this 1869-nucleotide messenger RNA. Its product is annotated as F-box domain protein. The record is from RefSeq and is a predicted model, not a curated record. The transcript is spliced from 4 exons. NCBI's taxonomy places the organism in Eukaryota, Fungi, Ascomycota, Eurotiomycetes, Eurotiales, Aspergillaceae. Bases 156 to 1688 code for a protein of 510 amino acids. Gene Ontology annotation, molecular function: protein binding.